GGCGCCCCUUAAGGCCCCAGUGCAUUCUGGGACGGCACCCUCUCUUGUAUCGAGAGAGGCGCCGCUAAACCGAAACCGAUUGUCAUCUGUUGAGAGACAGCGGUCCAGUUACUGGUAAAGGUGCAGCCAUUGUCCCCAGGCCAUGUCUGUGCGGGAGUCUUUUAACCCCGAGAGUUAUGAACUAGACAAGGGGUUCCGAUUAACCCGCUUCACAGAACUCAAGGGGACUGGCUGCAAGGUCCCACAGGAUGUACUUCAGAAGCUUCUGGAAUGCCUGCAUGACAAUCACUUCCAGGAAGACGAGCAGUUUUUGGGGGCAGUUAUGCCCAGGUUAGGUAUCGGCAUGGAUACUUGUGUCAUCCCCUUGAGACACGGCGGUCUUUCACUUGUUCAGACGACAGAUUACAUUUACCCCAUUGUGGACGACCCCUAUAUGAUGGGACGCAUCGCCUGUGCCAACGUGCUGAGCGACCUCUAUGCUGUAGGUGUCACAGAAUGUGACAAUAUUCUCAUGCUUCUGGGGAUCAGCAACAAAUUGUCAGAUAAGGAAAGGGACAAAGUGAUGCCCCUGAUUAUUCAGGGGUUCAAAGACGCGUCGGAGGAGGCAGGAACGUCGAUAACGGGGGGGCAGACGGUGGUGAAUCCCUGGAUCGUUCUCGGCGGAGUGGCGACGACAGUAUGCCAACCCAACGAGUUCAUCAUGCCCGACAACGCUGUACCUGGAGAUGUGUUGGUGCUGACAAAACCCCUGGGGACACAAGUGGCCGUGGCUGUGCACCAGUGGCUAGACAUCCCUGAAAAGUGGAACAAAAUCAAACUGGUGGUGACACAGGAAGACGUGGAGCUGGCUUAUCAGGAGGCCAUGAUGAACAUGGCCCGGCUGAACAGAACCGCGGCCGGCCUGAUGCACACCUUCAACGCCCACGCCGCCACCGACAUCACGGGCUUCGGGAUCCUGGGCCACGCCCAGAACCUGGCCCGGCAGCAGAGGAGCGAGGUGUCCUUCGUCAUCCACAACCUGCCCGUGCUGGCCAAGAUGGCCGCCGUCAGCAAGGCCUGCGGCAACAUGUUCGGCCUCAUGCACGGCACCUGUCCGGAAACCUCGGGAGGCCUGUUGAUCUGCCUGCCCCGAGAACAAGCGGCACGUUUCUGUGCUGAAAUAAAGUCCCCCAAGUACGGCGAGGGCCACCAGGCCUGGAUCAUCGGCAUCGUGGAGAAGGGCAACCGCACUGCCAGGAUAAUUGACAAGCCCCGGAUCAUCGAGGUGGCCCCACAGGUGGCCACGCAGAACGUCAACCCCACUCCUGGGGCCACCUCUUAAUCCUGCCUCCCCCCCAGCCUUUUUAGACACAUGUUCUGAUGCCAUCCUUGAAUACAUAACAACUGCUGUGUCUGUGUGAUUCUUGUGUGCUCAGACGUCACCUUAGGGCAGAAGGGACACGGACACAGUUUAAAAAGAAAAAAAAACAGUAAGUUCAUUGCCUUUGUGUCUUUUUUUCCUAUGUUAAGUGAAGACACACCUAAUCAUAAGGCAGCUUCUGAGCUGAGAAUAUUAUUACCCAACACUGUUGAUUCAUUUUGAAUCUUUAGACAGGUUUCGUCUAUCGCCGUUUAGGCUCUCUUCAAAGGUGUCUUCACCCUGCACACCUUACCGAUACGUAGCAAGCAUUUUUAUUGUUUUAUUUUUUUUUUCGUUAGUCCCUGCACUAUGUACAGUGAAAUCCCAGGACUGGAGUACGAGCUCCUAACGGAUGCCAUGAGAAGAGCGAAGCGGGAUGUAAACCAGGAAGUGGGAACUUGAGGGGUUGCAUGGUAGUUUGUGUUGUUUUGGCCGGUUUAUUUUAUUUUUUUUCCUCCCUAUCCAAUAAUGUUCUACACGUCAGUCAGAGGAGAGAUCGGUGCAUGCUGGUAGUGUCAGCUGAGGAAAGUUAACGUUAUAUACCGAUAAAGGUGCCGUGCGUGUCCUGCGUAAUCGGUUAUUUUGACGUUUCUCGUAACAGUGCGACUGCUUCGGUCUGCUGGAUUCUGGAGGCCAUAAACGCCCAAGGAGCGGCUCAACCGUGUACAUGCUGGGGGGUUCAGGGAACUUCCCACGACAACAUGUUCUGUGGUCAGUAGUUACAGCGUGUGCGACAUUGGCCACUCAGUACGUCUCCAUAGGCACUUCAGCGUGUAGUGCGUCACAUAGCUCUCUUAGUUUAAUUUUUUAUCUUUUUUGUUUUGUUUUGCAAAACAGUGUCAUGUCAACAUUGCGACUUCCGCUGAGACCCCAAUAAAUGUAUAAUUUUUUAUCUCUUGUA
Molecule: messenger RNA, 2300 nt
Organism: Paramormyrops kingsleyae
Lineage: Eukaryota; Metazoa; Chordata; Actinopteri; Osteoglossiformes; Mormyridae
Gene: sephs1
Product: selenophosphate synthetase 1
Biological process (GO): L-selenocysteine biosynthetic process
Cellular component (GO): cytoplasm
Molecular function (GO): selenide, water dikinase activity; ATP binding
Source: RefSeq, a predicted model, not a curated record